AGUAAUAGAGCAAGACAAUUCGUGGAGGAUUCCUUCGGCAUCUAGAAAAUCAAAUAAUGGGCCCAACAAAAUUUCUUUAACAUUCUGUUGAAAAGCCUAGCCUCAAAUUUUGGAUGUUGCCACGUUGGAAUUGAUGACAUCAAGGUACUUGGUUGGGCUCAAGCAUUGCCUAAAUUUGCUGUUGGUCUUGUGAGCUAUGUGCAAAGUUUUCUUGAGAGGGCAUAUGAAAGAUGUUGAACUUCAUACAUGGAGGCAACUAUAUUCCUUUUAUUCUUCCCUAUGACCCUAUCUAAAAUUUUUCAAGGAUUUAUAAUUCCAAAUAUUCUUUAUUCUGUUAUUGAUAAUAUCUUCUUACGUUUAGCUCUUUUUGUACUGUUUGUACUAGCUUUUGGCAGUUCUUGAAAAGCAAAGUUAUAUGCUUAUUGGAAGAUAUGACAUCAAAAAUCGGAUGCGACUUGAUCCAGCUAGUACAUACUUACCAACUUCAGUUCAUUAUCCGAACUCAGAAAAUAAUGCUUCUGAUGCUAAAGAGGUUGAAAAGGGAAUAAGCAAUCUACUACUGAAUCUGAGGCCUAUCAAGAAGGAGAACCUGAUUCGCGAUGAUAGCAAACUUGUUCUUUUGGCAUCCUUGAGCGAUUCAUUGGAAUUUGUUGCAGACUUUGUAGAAGGACCUUGUGGGCAGUGGAACAACUUCGAGAGAGAACAAUCUAAAAGAGAUUGUGGGUGGAGUCAUCUCGCAAAGUCAGGUGUUUCUCCGUUUUUUCGAUUUGAUGCAAUGUUUGAAGUGGACCCUGCUCAUACAACAUUUGAAUCCCUUAAGAAAUGGCGAGAUGACAGCAUAGACCUUUUCAAGAGGUUCAUUGGCCUGAAGGCAUAUAAAGAUGCUCUAAAUGCACUGCCCAAAGUUAAAACUUUCUGAGGUUUGCAAAGUGAAUACCCAG
Messenger RNA from Cuscuta campestris, 941 nucleotides. Lineage: Eukaryota; Viridiplantae; Streptophyta; Magnoliopsida; Solanales; Convolvulaceae. The record is from the annotation of a GenBank genome assembly.